Seminavis robusta is the source of this 1809-nucleotide messenger RNA. The record is from the annotation of a GenBank genome assembly. NCBI's taxonomy places the organism in Eukaryota, Bacillariophyta, Bacillariophyceae, Naviculales, Naviculaceae.
GUACGAACAGUGUACGAACACCCCAACUUUAGAAUAAUUCCUCUUUUAAUCUCGUCUCUCCUCCCACCAAACACCAAACACAAACCCCUCCCUCAUCUCACAUCUCUCAAAAAGCUGAGCCACAAAACCACUUCGUCUUAUCAAAAAGUUUACUGAACCGACCAUGGACAACCUCGAAGUGGACUCUUCCCCUGAAGGGCACCCAGACGACACAAUCGUUAUCCACACGACGCCAGAGAAAUUGAAGGAGGCCGAGCGCCAGUUGCUGGAAAUCCAAAACCUCAACCCCGUGCCAGAGGCGCUGGGCAAGUACUCCUUGCGGGCAUGUAUCUUCCAGUUUUGCCAGGCAUCUGUUCUUUACUACUUUGCAUCCCAGUCAAACUCAACUUGGUACUGGUUUACGAAUUAUGCAGCACCCGAGGAGGAUGCGUUGUCCCAACCUCCUCGACAACCGCAGUCUCAAGAAGUGUGUGGAUUCUCCAUCUUGUGGUACUCCCCCAUUUUCAUCACCCUGUCUGGCAUUGAGCACUUUUGCUGCUUGUACUUUCGAGACUCGUACCUCUACUACAUUGCCAGGAACCAAAACCCCUUCCGAUGGACCGAAUACUCCUUCUCUGCCUCCUUGAUGAGAGUCAUGAUUGCUCAGUUUGCUGGGGUCACGGAUAUCCACCUGCUGUUGCUGAUAUUUGUUCUCACUGCUUUGGUGAUACAGUUGGGAGCGUCUCAUGAAAUCUUCAAUGCCAAAGCUCGAGCCGACGGACAUCCUCAGAACUGGCGCUGCUUCUACCUUUCUUGGUUUGCUGAGCUGACCACCUGGUUCCUGAUUUUCAACUAUUUUGGCAUGCGUGUCAAGGGAGGUUCUCAACCUGACUUCAUCUGGGUCAUUAUGAUUGUCAUGUUCCUCUUAAACAGCUCUUUUGCUGUUAUCUUCACACUUCAGUGGGCACAAAUCCCUCCCUUUGAUGACUACGUUGCCGGGGAACGUGCUUUUAUUGUGCUAAGUUUCUUUUCCAAAACACUAUUGGCUUGGAUUGCAUUUGGUGGAGUCUAUCGACGAUACUAAUGCAUGCACUGCGCAGAAAACCGUGCUUUCUCGAUGAAAGGGUACCACUCUAGGCGAGGGAUAAUUUCAUUUGCUGCACGCUAAGCACUGGUGAGAAACCAGGAUCGUGACUGCUACGCGGGUUGACGUUUUACAUGAUCCUUGUUCAGGUGUCCUCAUUUGACUGUUGGCUGUUGGAUGCCUGCUUACUUGCCGCAAGGACCUUAUACAUGAUUAUUUAUGCACUCUAAAUAUACUACCGGAAUACGCCACAAUAAAUGCUGCAUGUAUGUUACAUGUAGAAACCUUUCUCGGACACCAUCUAGGGUUGGUUCCUACAUUAAUUUUAGGUUCGCGGGGCAAGCCUCCAAUACCUGUGCUGCACCUUUUGGAUAGCUGAUCUUGUCAAGAAGAAUGAUAACGAAGGACUGGUCGAUCUCUCAAUGCAAAAAAAAAGUGGGGCGGCUGCACACAAUCAAGGAUAGCACUCGAGGGACCUCCGCUUCUGGCACUUCACACACCUUGCUGCACUGACUUGGCCUUUAUUAAGCAGAGGCGAAAAGCAAAUUCUGCUUUUCUUCCAUCAUAUACUAUUUGAAGGCUGCGCAUUUGUUGCCCGCCCGUUCGGUACAAUCCCAGACACCGCCCCAAACUCAGUUCGUCUCGGUGCUCGUUCUAGCAUUCCAGCUCUCCCAAGGCAGCCACCAGCUGCCUGGCUGCAGGUAGUGGAGAUAUCAUCAUCCCAGCAACAUGUACUUCUGUAGGUA